AUAAUGAUUAAGUUUUGCACUGUUUGUGGAUCUAAAACAACAAUUGGCUUCAAUUUUGGUGUCCAAACGUGUCAAUCGUGUAAACAAUUUUUCAGGCGAAAUGCAUUCAAAAUUAAGGAGUUACGGUGUCGGGGUUAUGGCAAUUGUAAUAUAACUAUUGAUAAUAGAAAGUCCUGUCCAAAGUGUCGCCUAAUUAAAUGCUAUGCCUUGGGUAUGGAAAAACAAUGGAUAUUUAAUGCCAACGAAAAACAAUGGCAAAGAGUGACCAUCAAUGAGAUGGCAAACAUCACUAACGAAUCAAAUGAAUCGCAAAUUAAUGAAUUUAAAACUGAAGAUAAAUUAGCUGUUGAUGUUGUCGUUGUUGUAGAUGUAAAUGAAAACAGUUGUCAAACUACUAGCGAUGAUGACAACGACGAGGACGACAACAACUCGCAACUAUCAUCAGUGGUGCGACCGAUAACAGUGACACCGAUUCCCAAAGAGAUCAGUUAUGGCAGCGAUUGUCUACAGGAUGUCGAGCGACAACUAUUCGAUGAAUUGUUUACAGCGGCCACACCUACCGAAAAAGGUCCACUGCGUGACCAUCCGGAGCUUGUAUUGGACAUGACCAGUCAGGAGUUGUACCAUUUUUCGGCCAAUUAUUUUGACCAUUUUAUGACACUGUUUACCAAAUCGAUGACCAAAUUGACAGCAUUUAAUCGGCUAACUAGCGAUGACCAGAUUGCUUUGAUAAAGCACAGUUGCUUUCACAUACAGGUGCUAUUAUCAGUAUUUAAUUUUGACUAUCCGACACUGUGCUGGCGGGCAAAAACGAAAUAUAAUUUGAUAAUCAUUUCAUUGAAAUCAUUGAUUGGACUCGAGAUCGAUGUCUACACAAACUAUGAAAACUAUUUUCAUUGUUUGUACACUGAUUUGGAUUCUGAUAUUAAUAUCAUUUAUUUGUUAUUACCCAUCAUUAUAUUUAAUUAUCAUCAAUCAAACCUUAUUGACAAACAAUUGAUCAAAAAUGCUUGA
Molecule: messenger RNA, 1014 nt
Organism: Oppia nitens
Lineage: Eukaryota; Metazoa; Arthropoda; Arachnida; Sarcoptiformes; Oppiidae
Product: vitamin D3 receptor-like
Exons: 7
Coding region: 4-1014 (336 amino acids)
Biological process (GO): negative regulation of transcription by RNA polymerase II; cell differentiation; positive regulation of transcription by RNA polymerase II
Molecular function (GO): nuclear receptor activity; zinc ion binding; RNA polymerase II cis-regulatory region sequence-specific DNA binding
Source: RefSeq, a predicted model, not a curated record